Wasmannia auropunctata (little fire ant) is the source of this 282-nucleotide messenger RNA. RefSeq names its product odorant receptor 49b-like. Gene Ontology annotation, biological process: detection of chemical stimulus involved in sensory perception of smell; sensory perception of smell. Lineage: Eukaryota; Metazoa; Arthropoda; Insecta; Hymenoptera; Formicidae. Gene Ontology annotation, molecular function: odorant binding; olfactory receptor activity. The record is from RefSeq and is a predicted model, not a curated record. The annotation marks the transcript as partial. The transcript has 2 exons. Gene Ontology annotation, cellular component: plasma membrane.
UGCAAUAAAAUAUAUUAUGCGGCAUAUAGUAGUGAAUGGUACGUCAUGGAUCCAAAAGUUGCCGAAGAUUUGUUGGUCUUAAUGACAAGAGGUUCUAAACCGAUUUAUCUCACCGUUGGAAAAGUGUCUCCAGUUACAAUGGCCACAUUUUGCGGUUUACUAAAAACGUCUGUUGGUUAUAUGUCCGUUUUGCAUACAACAAGAAGGUGAUAAAAAAGUGUAGAAAAUGAAAACUUUUUACCAAUAUUAUGCAAUUUUUACAGAAUACGAUAUAGAAUUGUA